Molecule: messenger RNA, 1017 nt
Organism: Orbilia oligospora ATCC 24927
Lineage: Eukaryota; Fungi; Ascomycota; Orbiliomycetes; Orbiliales; Orbiliaceae
Exons: 4
Coding region: 1-1017 (338 amino acids)
Source: RefSeq, a predicted model, not a curated record
AUGGUUCUUAGCAUCUUCGGCUGUGGUUUAAUUGCGACCAUAGCUUCGAUCCUCGCAUUGGCAGAGCUUCCAUUGGCCAUUAACGACCCAGACAAAACAUGGGGAUCAUGGCGUCUUGCCGUUUACGCUGCGAUUCAAAAUAAUCUGGGGAUUAUAGCUGCAUCUGCACCGGCUCUUAAGCCUUUACUAGGCAAGACACUCAGAGUUGUGCGAAGUACCGUUGAGUCAAAGUUAUCUUCAACUACCUGGACCCUUUCAAAAAAUGGUGGAAAUGGAAGGGGCGGCGGCGGCGGAGGCGAGUCGAACGGCUCAUCUGGAGUUAAGAAGUCGAAGGUUUCUUCAGCUUCAGCUAAGAUUACAACGAAUGCCACGAGUCAGUCAAAGACACCCGCGCCUUUGCCAGGUAACGAAAAAAAGCAUCGACUCGCUAUCUCCGAGGUUAUGAAGAAGAUUAUAUCGCCUAGAGGGUCAGUCGUCAGUAAAGAUCGAAGUAGCAUAAAUCGAACUGGGAAUACGAACCAUGAUACCCAGGCGCCUGCAUCCCGCUCGAAUCGAGAACCAGCCCUUCUGGAUACAAUAGGGGUCCUGCCCACACAGGCUGCUUUCCCUAAGAACGCCAACGGGAACAGACGUACAACACGUGUCUUUGCAGGUAAUAACGGCAGCGAUUAUAGCGGACCCGCGGAAAUCCAUCAUAUAAGAGACUGGCAACUUGACCAAAACGAUUAUUGUUUAGACCCUAGCGUUGAACAUAAUUUACCCCAAAGAUUGAGGGGAGCGUAUAAUAGAACUUCAGUCGAUAGCUCUGGGGUGCCGGAGGUAUAUGGGAAUGGCGACGGGCGGAAGUUUUCACAAGUAGACGGUAUUGGAUAUGCGGUUUCGCCGAUGGCAGAUGGGGUGAGGAGGACAUUAGAAACUUACGAGGAGGGUAGUAAUGAUGCAGAUGAAGAGGCUGGGCUGACCAUUGAGAGGAUACUGUCACAUGAGGAGUGGAAGAAGUCGGGUGGAUAUGUGUAG